ACGCAAGGGUUCCCGAAACCAACGCCGUGAUAUUCUGCGACGGCCGGAAAACUUAAUGCGAGUGAUUUCCGCCGAUCGGAAAUCCGAUCCGGUCAGAGUGCCGGCGUUCUAGCGCGCGCCUCGUCAUUCCCCGGCCGCCGUAGAAGGAGAGAGAGAAGGAGGGGGGGAGAUGUUGACGUGUAUCACGUGUAAGCCAAAGAUAGAGGACGGUGACGGAGGGGAGGAGGGCCCACGUGGGACGCCCGGUUCGAAGGACUCCGUCAAAAGCCUGACGGCGCAGAUAAAAGACAUAGCAUUGAAGGUGUCUGGGGCAUACAAGUGCAAGCCAGGCACACCAAGCAGCAGCAGCACUGCAUACAGGAAAGGGAGGGCAUACCCAGAACUGGACACCAUCUCAGAGGGGGUCCCACACCCUUUCCAUCCCUCUGGUUCCACCAGCUCCACCCCAGCCUGGGAUUACACCAAAACCAGCAGUUUUCACAACAACCCUUCCAAGUUUUCGGCUUCUGAGGUUGGGGUUGAGGACGAGAACGAACACAAGGAGUGGAUUGCCCAGGUCGAACCCGGCGUUCAGAUCACUUUCCUCUCCCUCCCUUCUGGAGGAAACGAUCUCAAGCGAAUCCGUUUCAGCCGGGACAUGUUUGACAAGUGGCAAGCACAGAGGUGGUGGGGAGAGAAUUUCGACAGGAUCAUGGAGCUAUACAAUGUCCAGAGGUUCAAUCAGCAGGCGCUGGAAACGCCUGCUCGUACCGAGGAUGGGAGAGACUCGACGUAUUCUCGGCUGAGGGAGAGCCCAAUGAUGAUGACAGCAGCACAGAGGAACUACUACUAUAACAACAAACAAGGGGGAGGAGGAAUGGGGGAAGGGCCAAGAACAACGACCGACUCAAGAGAGGAAGCUUCCAUAUCCAUAAGCAACGCGAGCGAGAUGUCCUCAGAGUGGAUUGAAGAAGAUGAGCCCGGGGUUUAUGUCACCAUUAGACAGCUUGCUGAUGGCACUCGCGAGCUUCGUCGCGUCCGGUUCAGUCGAGAGAAAUUUGGAGAGGUGAAUGCAAAGAUGUGGUGGGAACAGAACAGGGAUAGGAUACAAGAAACAUACCUUUAGCUUAUUAUUAUUAUUAGCUAGUAGGAACACUACUUUUUUUAAAAAAUACUAUUUUAUGUUUUAAAAAAGAAGAAGUUUUUGACUAAGUAGUUCUAUGACACAUUUGGCACACUAUAUAUAGUAUUUUUUUAUAUAAAAAAAAUGAAAUUUGUCUAUGAGGAAUGGCUAGCUAAGCAGCAUUCAGAUAGAGCAGAUCAAGUGAAGCUAAUUAAGACAGUCAAGGAAU
Messenger RNA from Cuscuta campestris, 1331 nucleotides. The record is from the annotation of a GenBank genome assembly. NCBI's taxonomy places the organism in Eukaryota, Viridiplantae, Streptophyta, Magnoliopsida, Solanales, Convolvulaceae.